AUGGCUCAUAAUCAGUCCGGCUGCUUGACGGAGAAGGCUCUGGCGCACUUCGUGUCUACGAACCAUCGGCCGGCCUGGAGUGCCAAGUCACUUGAUGUCUCCCGAUUCCCAUGUGGAACUCACCUAACAGCUACGUUUGUGCUGGUCAUCCUGAAGAUCCUGCAACCAAUUGCCUCUGCGAUCCUGCCAAAGUCCGCACCACCCUCUGCCUCGCCUUCUCUACAUCGGUCUAUUAUCCGGUUGUGA
Messenger RNA from Penicillium daleae, 246 nucleotides. RefSeq lists its product as uncharacterized. NCBI's taxonomy places the organism in Eukaryota, Fungi, Ascomycota, Eurotiomycetes, Eurotiales, Aspergillaceae. The record is from RefSeq and is a predicted model, not a curated record. The transcript has 2 exons. The coding region runs from base 1 to 246 and encodes 81 amino acids.